Microdochium trichocladiopsis is the source of this 977-nucleotide messenger RNA. RefSeq lists its product as uncharacterized. The record is from RefSeq and is a predicted model, not a curated record. The transcript has a single exon. The coding region runs from base 218 to 871 and encodes 217 amino acids. NCBI's taxonomy places the organism in Eukaryota, Fungi, Ascomycota, Sordariomycetes, Xylariales, Microdochiaceae.
CCUCGCAUGCCCAAAGUAUCGGCCGAGCCUUAACAUGUAUGGCUGGAUGAAUCCUGGCCAAUGUGCAUGACAAGUCGCCGCUCGGGUCAUUGCGAGUCCUGGAGCAGGAAGCACUGUGCCGGGGCCUCCGGUUGCAUCCCGGUUGGUCCACUUGAGCAAGGAAUGCCCCCUGCCAUCGGACGGUCGUCGUGAACCAACCUGGUGUUUCGCGGACAGUAUGGUCGAGACAGGCUGGCAUUCUUCGGAGACGAGGAGCCAUUCUCGGCAACACCCGAGGAGUCUGUCCGUUGACCCACUUGACGACCUGGUCGCGCAGAUUCCGAUAAGUCACAAUUGCCUCGCUUGGUCGGUUCUGCUUGAGGCACGCCAAGAGUCCAUGGGUGAAUGCGCCGUAAGAUGUGCCGUUGACAGUCUUCUCUGCGGCCACCUCAUGACUUUCGCAGGCUGCCAUCAGCGUGAAUCCGUCCGGGUUGAUGGACCAGGACAUUUCCAACUCCCCAUCGCGGCUGCCCGAUUCGACAGCGGUCUCUGUGAUUGCCUCUUCGUCGGCGGGAAGGUUGGGGACGUUCGUCCAGCCUUCUGGAGUUCGAACGUUUUCACCAGUCCUCCAGGCGCCGCCAGAGUGGCAGCUGUCGAGGAUGACAAUGGUCCGAAUCUGCUUCUCGUUGAGCCUUUUCAGCCACUCGUUCAGCUGCCAUCCUCUCACUGCAGGCUUUCCGCAGCAAAAGUCCAUCGUCAUCAGGGAUGGGUCUGUCAGCCUCCCGGGCGGGGAUUUGCUCGUCGGUUGCAGCCGUGCCCCAUGCCCAGAGAAGUGAAAAAAGAAGAGGUCACCAGGACCAGCCUGCUCAGCCAGUGUCGAAUUCCCUCUUGAUGUUGUCGAAUGUGGGCCGACAAUCUGACGGCUCUGUCGGCUCAGUGGGACACGUGAAGCUUGACAGGGUCAGGGGAGAAGUGAGGAUGCGAGGCUCCUCCAGCUG